Molecule: messenger RNA, 144 nt
Organism: Acaulospora morrowiae
Lineage: Eukaryota; Fungi; Glomeromycota; Glomeromycetes; Diversisporales; Acaulosporaceae
Source: the annotation of a GenBank genome assembly
AUUUCAGAAAAUGAAAAAUCAGGACAAUUGCUCUGCUAUUCCAGUGAAAAAUAUUUGUUAGGUAUUCCAACACUGAAUGAUAUAGUUGCGGAAAAUAAUGAGGGAUUAAUUGCAAUCCUUGACAGUACUUUAUCCAGUUGUUGA